AUGGACAGUUUGACCGAGUUGCGAGCCCCUUCUGCCCACUUCGCGGCUCACCUGCUUGAUGUGGCCCUAUCCAAUCGGGCCUGCGACAGGGGCCUUUGUGAUGCAGCCCUCUCGCACACCCUUUUCACUCUGCAUGUGUACCAAUACAAGGUGGAAAAGAAUGGGAGCGAGGCAGAGGUGUCCGGAGGUCGCAGUCGGCUGCAGCUGCUGCAUUUGGGCUGUGGGCGUUACAGUCAGCACAGCAAGGAUCAGAAGGAGGAGGCUGAGCUGCCGCCGAAGGCCGCGCCCAAGAGUCUGUCCAUUUCUGGCAUCGCAAGCGUUCUGCUCGGCCUACUG
Messenger RNA from Dibothriocephalus latus, 336 nucleotides. The record is from the annotation of a GenBank genome assembly. Lineage: Eukaryota; Metazoa; Platyhelminthes; Cestoda; Diphyllobothriidea; Diphyllobothriidae.